AUGCCGGGUGGGGAAGCCAGGCCCACCCGAGCCUCGCGCCGCAGGGUCCCGCGCAAAGCCGGUCCUGACUGGCCGGUGCGCUUCGGCGGCGCGCCCCAGGGCGGGGCCCGGCGGGGCCGCGUGGGACUCCGGGUCGGUGUUGCUGCCCUGGGCUGCGGCAGCCGGACUCGGGGAGACUCCACAGGGAAACUGCUCCUGCCUCUUCAGGCCACAGAGCAAGACUGUGCUGGCUCAGGACGCUGGGCCCGGAAACUGGACGCAAGUGCAGCGGCCAGCGGCCACGUGGGCCUGCAGGAACCCAGUGCGUGCGGGGACGGGUCCAUGGGGAGCAGCCGCCUUGGGCACCGCCGCGCCUCCAGCGCCCAGCCGCACGGGCCCUUCACGGCAGCUCCUGCCCCACCCUGCCGCAGCUGCUUCAUCGAUGAGCAUGUGACGCGCGUGGCCUGGCUGAACCGAUCCAACAUCCUGUACGCGGGCAACGACCGCUGGACCAGCGACCCGCGGGUGCGGCUGCUGGUGAACACGCCGGAGGAGUUCUCCAUCCUCAUCACGCAGGUGGGGCUGGGCGACGAGGGCCUCUACACCUGCUCCUUCCAGACGCGCCACCAGCCCUACACCACUCAGGUCUACCUCAUCGUGCACGUCCCCGCCCGCAUUGUGAACAUCUCCUCACCUGUGACAGUGAACGAGGGGGGCAAUGUGAACCUGCUUUGUUUGGCUGUGGGGCGGCCGGAGCCCACGGUUACCUGGAGGCAGCUCCGAGACGGCUUCACCUCGGAGGGCGAGAUCCUCGAGAUUUCCGACAUCCAGCGAGGCCAGGCCGGGGAAUAUGAGUGCGUGACUCACAACGGGGUGAACUCGGCACCGGACAGCCGCCGCGUGCUGGUUACUGUCAACUGUGAGCCCCCCUCCGCUCUGGAAGUCACUGGGGUGAGGCAUCAGAAUGCGGGUGUUCUGAGAGUCGGGUUGGGGAGGUUGGGGGCCGUGGGGUCCCUGACCCGAGUUGCCAGCAGGCUGAGUGGCGGCGCCUCGGAGGGGCUGAAGGUGCAGACGGAGCGCACCCGCUCGAUGCUUCUCUUCGCCAACGUGAGCGCCCGGCAUUACGGCAACUACACGUGUCGCGCCGCCAACAGGCUCGGAGCUUCCAGCGCCUCCAUGCGGCUCUUGCGCCCAGGAUCCCUGGAGAACUCGGCGCCCAGGCCCCCAGGGCCCCUGACCCUCCUCUCCGCCCUGGGGUGGCUGUGGUGGAGGGUGUAGGACGAGCCCAGUGCAGCUGACUCCCCUGCAGGGGCCUGAAGCCGAGAGCGAGAGCAGAGGGGGGAGCGAGCGCCCUGGUCUCCAGCAGCGGACAGGAGAGCUCUCGGCCACCCGCGAGGAAGAAGGGAGGAAGAGGAGCGAGAAAGAUCUUUACAGAACCCAUCACUGUGAGGGAUAACGCAAAUUAUGCAUCUUUCUACAGCCAUCUCACCGCCGUUCACGUUUCUGAUUGUGACCUACCCUGGCCACCCCACACCCCUCUCUUAGCUCAGGCUGUCAACCAGAUCGCGUGUGUGUAGUGGGUGUGUGUGCGUGACACUGCACGUGUGUGUGCGUGUGUGGGGAGGGGUGGUGGGGUGGGGGGGCUCAACGAACUUCCCUCCCUGGGCACCCCAUGGCCACUGCCUCUCACCUGUGGCUGGAGGUAGGUGUGGGGGCUUCGCGGUGAAAGCUGUGAAGAGAGGUUCUCCACGCUCCCUGAUUCCCCAAUAUAUGCACGCACACCAGCCCCUCCCCUCCCCCUUCCCGCAGAAAGGGUGUCUCCAGGGCGGGCGGGGCUGAGGGAGGGGUGUCGCACCCACAGUGGAGCUGGGGAGACCCAUGUGGGCUCUGGACAUCCCUGCUGCUCACCGCCAGCUGCCUGCAGCCAGAGGCCCAUGGCUGGCCUCCCCCUGACCCCACCCACCCUGGACUUUGUGGCCCCUCCAGGGCCAAACGGUGCUUCCAUACAACUGUCAGGCUGGUGCCUCGAGCCACCUGUCUGUCUGAGUGUUUUGCCCUGCCCAUCACCACUCCUGGACCACCUGCAGCGCCAGCCAGCUGCCCUAGUGCCGGGCAGCCCUCCCGCCCCCUGCGUGGGCUCGCUGGUCACCCGCCCUGCUCUUUCCUCCGACUGUACCUCCCGAAGGCUGACGACCUCACACACACGCAGACACACACGCAUGCACGCACCAGCGACUGUGACCAGCAAUAGCCCCGUCUCCAGCUGCCUUGUAGCCGGUGACCAGCUGUAGCUCCCCCAAGGUGGCAACUGUGGUCAAAGAGGGGCUCCGAGAGGCUGCACCCCCAGCUCUGACGCUGGUAGGAACAGCCACCCCGCACAUCCCAUCAGACAAAGCGGGGCAGAGAGGCGCCAUCAGACACCCAAGUCCUGACCAGAGGCCCAGCUGCCCACAAACCAGAACACCCAGGCUGGGGGACGCAGGGCGGGGCAGGGGCCAGGGGCAGCGACUGUACCUCAGACAGGGGCGUGGGCCCCAUCCCACAUUGUCUUCCAUUCCCAGGGUCCAGGGGAUGGGGAGGGGCGGGGGAUGGGACGCAAGGGAGGGGGGCGGGGGGCCCUGGGGGCCGUGUGUUCCGAUUCAUGGGGAGUGUUGAGACCACCACACCAAUAAACGCCUUUUUCCAAAGUC
Molecule: messenger RNA, 2669 nt
Organism: Condylura cristata (star-nosed mole)
Lineage: Eukaryota; Metazoa; Chordata; Mammalia; Eulipotyphla; Talpidae
Gene: IGLON5
Product: IgLON family member 5
Exons: 7
Coding region: 1-1257 (418 amino acids)
Cellular component (GO): neuron projection
Source: RefSeq, a predicted model, not a curated record